Molecule: messenger RNA, 1745 nt
Organism: Pistacia vera
Lineage: Eukaryota; Viridiplantae; Streptophyta; Magnoliopsida; Sapindales; Anacardiaceae
Product: BTB/POZ domain-containing protein At3g22104-like
Exons: 3
Coding region: 62-1675 (537 amino acids)
Molecular function (GO): protein binding
Source: RefSeq, a predicted model, not a curated record
CCACUCAACCUGUUUGGCUGCAAAAGGCAAGCUGGUUUCUUAACAUUUCUUCGGAUUAUCAAUGGAAGUCUGUUGUGAUCUUGAGGUCGACGUUAAUGGCGAAGAGACUUUCAUGGUGGACAAGAGAAUUCUUGCAUCUUUCUCAGGGAGAUUCGGCAAAUUGUUCAGUAAAUUGAACAGAAAUACAAGGAAACUGAAAGUGAUAUUCAAUGACUUUCCAGGAGGCGCAGAGGGUUUUGAACUCAUUACAAGGUUUUGCUACAACAGUGGCAAAACAAAGAUAACUUCCAGGAACAUAUUCCUUCUAAGUUCGGCUGCCAUUUUCAUGGAGAUGGGUUGCGAUGAUGGCUCUAGAAAACCCAAUUUGAUUGACCAAAUUGAAAUACCUCUAGAGGAAAUUAAUUACUGGACUUGGCCAGGGCUCCUGGAAGCUUUAAAGCAGUGCCAAGGUUUACAUUCCACAGCAGAUUCCUCUUCGUUUAUACUUGACAAAGUCUUACAUUGUCUAAUAGAAAGGCUCGGUUUGCCUAGUGUUUCAAGCCCAUGUGCAUCUUUCUCGGACAAUUCUACUCUUCAGUUUUCACGUGAUUUCAGGAAUAGCGUUAGCACUAACUACAAACACUCUCAAAAAACUUGGUGGUUUGAAGAUCUUUUGUUUCUGAAUGUGGAUUUAUUAGACAAGGUUAUUAAGAUGAUGAUUUCCCAGAAUUUCGACCACGGUUUAAUUUCUAAGUUCCUCUUCUAUUAUCAGAGAUCAAGAUUUCUUGGUGCCUCGCCAGCUGAGAAGCGCCAUAUUACAGCGGUUGUGAUUAGUCUACUAUCUCUACUUGAUAAGAGAUCUCAUUCUUUCAAGGGCUUGUUUGAAAUUUUUCGAGGGGCUUCAAGCUUGAGCAUAAGCAAAAACUACAAAAGCAAGUUAGAGAAUCUAAUAGGUUCACAGCUAGAUCAAGCAACACUUGAUCAUCUGAUAAUUCGAUCGCCGCGUGGGAAGGAUUAUGCUUAUGAUGUAAAUUUAGUUUUGAGGCUUGUUAAAGCUUUUCUCUCUGAAAAUGACAACUGGUUAUCCAUUAGUCGAUUGAACAAAGUUGCCAGCUUAAUAGACUCAUACCUUGCAGAAGUAUCUCCAGAUUCCUGUUUAAAGCCUUCCAAAUUUGCAGCAUUACUGAGAGUGCUGCCUGAUUCCACAAGACAAUCUCAUGAUGGACUCUACUGCGCCAUGGACAUGUAUCUUCAGGUUCAUUCUGGAUUAUGUAAAGAAGAAAAGUUGAGAGUCUGCAGCACAUUGAACUAUGAGAAGCUUUCAACGGAUGCUUUGAAACACAUAGCUCUAAACUCAAGGUUUCCAUCAGAAAUAGCAGUCAAGUCUUUCAUUAAUCAGCACUACAAACUCAGAACUUUAGUUCCCAAAACAAAAAGUGUUCUCACUAUUAAUCAUCUGGACGUGAAGGAAUAUAUGGGUGAGAAAGCUGAUGCCCGGCAUAUUUUUAUAUGCUCAAAACAGCAUAAUCUUUCAACAGAAACUGAGAAGUUUGAAGCACAGUUUCAAGGAAUGAACUGGAAGAUGAAGGAAUUGGAGAAGGUAUGCAGGAUAAUGCAGACGGAACUGGGAAAUAUAACAAGAACAAGAUUGUCUACUUCAAAGAACGCUAGAUAUUUACCAAAACUUUGUUCUUGACCCAAAAUUCUAUGGUUCUUUCUCUGCAUUGUAUCUAAAAGUGAGUUGUGUAUAAUAUGUAAAGUGAAUU